GCCGACUUCAACCCCAUUAACGCCAUGCUGCAAGGCGGGUGAUUCUCAAUGCCUACUCCUCCAGACAAUCAUACCGCAUAUCAUGACCUCUCCCGAAUAUUCUCAGCCAGACACCAGGACAACCGCGUGCUAGAGAUCGAGAUACUCCCCCCCGGUCUCGGUCCGCUGCUACAAGAUGGAAAUUCGAUCGGAAUUACGAAGAAGCACCUGGUUCAGGCUUUCGUGAUUGCCAGGAGAAUAUUUUUCGGUGCUUCUAACAAGGUCUCCGUCUUUCACAACGCCUGUGGCUACGAAGACGAGUGCGAGACCCCGCAGAAUGAACCCCCAGUCCAGAAACAAAGGGAGGACCUGCUGAAUGCCACCGAGAUCAUUCUCCUCUUCGACUGCGAGCACAUCACAGCAUGCAAUUGGCGCAAAAAGCGUCUAACUGCUUUGAUCCAGCGCCAUGACCCGGCGGAUGCUGACCACACCCAUCGAGAGAUGCUCGCUCGUGAAUUAGACACAGAACUUUCCCUGAUGACCACGUAUCUGUGCUCUCCACUGCAUCGCCAUACGAAAUCCCCGACGCUAUGGAACCACCGCCUAUGGGUAUUAACGCAGAUGUUAGGGCUUCGAAAAGCGGGGCUGGGAGGAUCUUUCUCCCAACGAGAGGACAACGGAGGGCUGGCGUGGAUUCAUGAGAUGAUUAAAAAGGAGCUAUCGCUUGUCCUUCGAUCUGGGGAGCUGCAUCCGAGGAAUUAUUAUGCUUUUAAUUAUGCGCGACAACUCCUUGACAUUUUCUUGAAGAUUUGCGGAGGCACGGAAGACACUGCUGCCCUUGCUGGCUCGGUCAUACAUCUAGUCUUAGACUGGUGUCUCGCUCAUCCAAGUGAUAUUUCCGGCUGGAUGUUUACUCUCUACCUCCUCGACACCGUCCAUGAUGAACAAAUCCACACAGACGGUAUCGAUCGGGUGCUGCGUUUCGCAGUGGACGUUGGCUGGGAAGGCGAGAGUCUCUGGACAUUUAUGGAUUUGGCAACCCAAAGCCCAAGAGCAGGAGCGUUGACGAAAGACCUGCAAUCCCGGCCUCCUUGGGAUAGGUUCGCAGCACCGCUCUUGUCAGAUGAUAGACCGGAGAAAGGGUGGAAGGCCUGGUUGGGAAGAGCAAGAACCGUUUGGCUUGCGGGUCAUAUGGCGGAUAACUGGGCGGAUGGCUAGCCGAACCAGCAAGUCGUAUGGGAUGAGGCGGAAACCAGAUGUCAUGCUGAUAUCCGGUCCGCAGAGUUUCGGUUAGAAGACUAUAUAUUGUACAUGAACAGAACGUGGAAAAUCUGCUGCACCUCAUGCGCCGUCUUUAUGC
Messenger RNA from Aspergillus ibericus CBS 121593, 1339 nucleotides. RefSeq lists its product as uncharacterized. Gene Ontology annotation, molecular function: protein prenyltransferase activity. The transcript has a single exon. The record is from RefSeq and is a predicted model, not a curated record. Gene Ontology annotation, cellular component: cytoplasm. Bases 49 to 1197 code for a protein of 382 amino acids. Lineage: Eukaryota; Fungi; Ascomycota; Eurotiomycetes; Eurotiales; Aspergillaceae. Gene Ontology annotation, biological process: protein prenylation.